This is a messenger RNA of Babjeviella inositovora NRRL Y-12698, 1492 nucleotides long. It is a transcript of the gene RNR21, whose product is annotated as ribonucleotide-diphosphate reductase subunit. Gene Ontology annotation, biological process: deoxyribonucleotide biosynthetic process. Gene Ontology annotation, molecular function: oxidoreductase activity. Lineage: Eukaryota; Fungi; Ascomycota; Pichiomycetes; Serinales. The coding region runs from base 72 to 1310 and encodes 412 amino acids. The record is from RefSeq and is a predicted model, not a curated record. The transcript has a single exon.
CAUAUCCCGUGCCAUUUACGUGUGCCACUUUUUUCUUCUUUCGACCACUACCAUCAUACUAUACAAGAACCAUGUCUGUUAAAGAAACCCCAUCCAAGAUUGCUGCAAAGAACAUUGAGAGCUUAGACCUCGGUGCCAAGAAGAACUUGUCUUCUUUGCUCGCUGACGAACAGCCAACCGAAUCUGAGAUUGCUGAAAUCACGGCUGCCGGUGCCAGAAAGGUCGGCGAGGUUGCCGGGAUCUCCGCUGCCCUUUCCAAGGUCGAGGCUGAACACCAAGAUUUUUUGAACACCCAUAAAACCCACCGUGACCAAUUGAAGGGGUUGCAGAAGGAAGAACCAUUGUUAGUUGAAAACAAGCGUCGUUUCGUCUUGUUCCCAAUUAAGUACCACGAAAUCUGGCAGAUGUACAAGAAGGCCGAAGCCUCCUUCUGGACCGCCGAGGAGAUCGAUUUGGGGAAGGACACCCACGACUGGAACAACAGAUUGAACGACAACGAAAAAUACUUCAUCUCCCGUAUCUUGGCGUUCUUUGCUGCCUCCGACGGUAUUGUCAACGAAAACUUGGUCGAGCACUUCUCUGCCGAGGUCCAGAUCCCUGAAGCCAAGUGUUUCUACGGUUUCCAGAUCAUGAUGGAAAACAUCCACUCUGAAACGUACUCCUUGUUGAUCGACACCUAUGUUAAGGAUCCAAAGGAGGCUGACUUUUUAUUCAAUGCCAUUGAAAACAUUCCAUGUAUCAAGAAGAAGGCCGACUGGGCCCUUAGAUGGAUGUGUGACGAGGAUGCUUUGUUCGGUGAAAGAUUGGUUGCCUUUGCUGCCGUCGAGGGUAUUUUCUUCUCGGGUUCUUUUGCCUCCAUCUUCUGGUUGAAGAAGAGAGGCUUAAUGCCAGGUUUGACUUUCUCCAACGAGUUAAUUUGUCGUGACGAGGGUUUACACACCGAUUUUGCCUGUUUGUUGUUUGCCCACUUGAACCACAAGCCAAACCCAACCAUCGUUGAGAGGAUCAUCACCGAAGCUGUCGCCAUUGAAAAGGAGUUUUUCACCGACGCCUUACCUGUCUCUUUGUUGGGUAUGAACAAGGAUUUGAUGUGCCAGUACGUUGAAUUUGUUGCCGAUAGAUUAUUGGUCUCUUUGGGUAACAAGAAGGUUUACAACUCCACCAACCCAUUUGACUUUAUGGAAAACAUUUCCUUGGCCGGUAAGACUAACUUCUUCGAGAAGAGGGUCUCCGACUACCAAAAGGCCGGUGUCAUGGGCGGUAACGACUCCCAUACCAAGGACAACUUCACCUUUGACGAAGAUUUUUAAACAAUCAAAAAAUGAGAGUUUUCACAAGGUGAAUAACUUUCUGGCUAGCGUUCAGGAUUCAUAUUUCUUCUUCUCCCCUAUGUUUCAUUUCUCUUUGGGUUGUGACAUCACUUUUAUGCUCCCUCCCCUUUUUUGUUUUCGGUUUCUUUCCUUCUGUAAUUUUAGAUUAAUGCUAAUUAAUA